This is a messenger RNA of Myotis brandtii (Brandt's bat), 502 nucleotides long. It is a transcript of the gene CYSTM1, whose product is annotated as cysteine-rich transmembrane module containing 1. Gene Ontology annotation, cellular component: extracellular exosome. The transcript has 4 exons. The record is from RefSeq and is a predicted model, not a curated record. NCBI's taxonomy places the organism in Eukaryota, Metazoa, Chordata, Mammalia, Chiroptera, Vespertilionidae. The coding region runs from base 40 to 429 and encodes 129 amino acids.
CCGAGCACCAGGGCCGUGUGUGGGGGGAAAGUUUGGAGAAUGAGUAUUUGGGCUUGGUUUAUCAUCGUGCCUAUAAUCAAGAUCUGCAGACCUGAGGGUAUAUUCUGCAGUUCCCUAAUGAACCCAGGGAACCCUCCACCGUAUUCGGGCCCUGGUCCGACGGCCCCGUACCCACCUUAUCCACAACAACCAAUGGGGCCUGAAGCCUACCCUCCAGGACCUAUGGGAGGACCUUACCCCCCUCCUCAGGGGUACCCCUACCAAGGAUACCCACAGUAUGGCUGGCAAGGCGGACCUCAGGAGCCUCCUAAAACCACAGUGUACGUGAUGCAACAGGAAAGGAAGACGGACGACACCGGGUGUCAGGCGGCCUUGGCUGCGUGCUGGGCCGCCCUCUGCUGCUGCUGCCUCCUGGACAACUUGGACUGAGCAGCCAAGACCCAAGUGCUCCCUCCAGGCGUGCUGCCUCCUGUAACUGGAAUAAACAACUAGUGCCGCACAA